This is a messenger RNA of Guillardia theta CCMP2712, 1593 nucleotides long. RefSeq lists its product as hypothetical. NCBI's taxonomy places the organism in Eukaryota, Cryptophyceae, Pyrenomonadales, Geminigeraceae. The transcript has 13 exons. The record is from RefSeq and is a predicted model, not a curated record. Bases 1 to 1593 code for a protein of 530 amino acids.
AUGGUGCAUCGGAUCAAGGAGGUUUUGUGCAUGCUCUGCAGCGACAAGGCUUGGAUGUGUGCUGGUGAGAACGAUCACAUAGGAAAUGCUGGAGUUGUCAAGAGCUGCCCCCACCGCGACGAGAUCUCGAAGAAACGCGAAGCGCGGCGGAGAGAAGAAUUACUCGCCAUGGAGGAGAGGCAGGCGGCCUCCCGACUGGAGAAAGAAAACUUGCAGGAGGCCAAGCACAGAGCUGAGCAACGUCUGGCUGAGCGACAGCAGUCGGAGCUAGAGAGACUGAGGGGACAGAAUGUCGAUGAGGACAAGAAAGAAGCUGUAGACGAGGAGGAGAUCAAACGUCGAGCUGCAAACUUUGGAGAUGGACAAAAAGAUCCAUACGGAGUCCUCAAGCUUCCGAAGGACUCCCAAAUGACGGAUAUUCGCAAGGCGUUGAGCCUUCAGUUCCAUCCGGACAAGAUUUCCGACGGGAGGCUCAAGGAGGCAGCUCAGAAAGCUUUCAUGGAUGUGGUCGCGGCCUAUGAAAUUCUCGGGGAUCCUGACAAGAGGGCUGCCUUCGACGAUCUCGGGGGACAAGACCAGGCUCAGUUCAACACCUUCUGGGAAUGGGAGAUGUACGGAAAGAAGGGCUCGUCAAAUGACUUCUACAACGGAGAAACCCUCAUCUCGAAAUUGACCGAAAGUCUCUGGCCCAGACGAGUCAUCGGAGAUGCCAUCUGGCUCGUUGAGUUCUAUGCUCCUUGGUGUACAGCCUGCGGUCAUUUCGUGAGCACCUACAAGAACGUUGCCAAGGCCUUGGAGAACGAUGAUAUCGAGGUGGGAGCUGUCAAUUGUGUGAAUGAGAAAGGGAUCUGUGGCGAAUGGUUCAGCAUUGGAUCCUAUCCCUCCCUCAUGUUGAUCGGAUCUGCUGAGAGAGGAACUCAACAGAUAUACUCGCAAUCGCAGUCUAAGGACCCUGACAGCAUCAUCUCGUGGGCUCGUGCGGUGGCCAAGGAGUGGAAGUGGCUCUACUCGCAGACUGACGUGCCAACGUUCAAGACUUCUUCGGACUUCAGGGAUAACGUCCUGGGAUCGCUGGACCUCUGGUUUGUUGUCUUCACAGACGGGGUGUUCUGUGGGCCCUGUCGCACUGCCAUCACCAACUUGCUCAGACUUGGUGCUGGUGUCGCUGGGCUGGCCAAGGCUGCCAUCGUAGACUGUGAGGCAGACGAGAUGCAUGGCCUCUGUUAUGAUGAUAUCAAGCUGCCUCCACCUCCUCACUCCCCUGAGAUCAGAAUCUUCCGCAAGGGACCCAAGGACAACACAACAGCACCAAAUUACUAUGGGGAAUGCCUGUUUGAUGCCCAUGACGUACAGCCUCAUGUCGCUCUCAAGCUGGCGGAACUUGUAGCGAGGAACGCCCUUGCUGACGAGAUGCCGAAAGAGGCUCUGUUUGCUGCUGGGGGGAAGGGUGAAUAUGAAGAUGGGCGGGGGAUGAAGCAAGCAGAGCGCUGGCUGUUUCUCAAUUCCAGCACAGGAUCGAGAGAGAAUUUUGUUGAUCGAGGCUUCUUCAUCAAGAAGGAAACUCUUAACAACUUCUCCAAAUAUCAGAUGUAG